This is a messenger RNA of Diversispora eburnea, 240 nucleotides long. The record is from the annotation of a GenBank genome assembly. Lineage: Eukaryota; Fungi; Glomeromycota; Glomeromycetes; Diversisporales; Diversisporaceae.
AUGGUGGUGACGGAGGAAUUAGAAGAAUCAGAAAGUAUAAGUGAAUUAGGUCGUGACCUAGGAAUUCGUGAUGGAGAUGAUAUAAAUCUAUUAUUAUUGGUUGUUGGUGAUGUUUGUGGUGGUUUAACUAUAGUCAUAUUAGGUCGAAUUCUUUUAUUUUCCGAAGAAGAAAUUGAUAAUUGUGAAAUCGGUGUUUUUUCUUCUAAUAAACAAUCUUUCUUUUGUAUAUUUUUCGUUUAA